This is a messenger RNA of Scophthalmus maximus (turbot), 6026 nucleotides long. It is a transcript of the gene efnb1, whose product is annotated as ephrin-B1. Gene Ontology annotation, biological process: axon guidance; ephrin receptor signaling pathway. The record is from RefSeq and is a predicted model, not a curated record. Gene Ontology annotation, cellular component: plasma membrane. The transcript is spliced from 5 exons. Bases 949 to 1944 code for a protein of 331 amino acids. Lineage: Eukaryota; Metazoa; Chordata; Actinopteri; Pleuronectiformes; Scophthalmidae. Gene Ontology annotation, molecular function: ephrin receptor binding.
GGCUCGGGUUACAGUCGAGCUCGGGCUGCCGCACACACCGGAGCGCGGCGAGUUUCUCCCCCCGCACACAAAGGUACACCGGCGUGGACAAUGUUGGCGAGCGGAUUCGGACGCACCGAACGGGCUCAGCGGAGGGUCUGACCUUCCCCUCGGCACUUUUGUUCUCGAAAUCGUGCGCGCGGCGACGGGAGCCAGGCGGACACCGGGGCGAGUGCGCGCUCACACACUCACUGUCCAGAGCGGCGCGCCGGAGCGGCACUGGAGGCUGCCCCGCCGGAGCGCAGCACGCUGAGAGCCGGGAGGAAUAUUUACAAUAGCAACUCGACUCCUUUUUUUGCGGGAGAAGAAUAGCAAAGGAGGGGGGAGAAGGAGGAGGAGUGGAAAGACAACACUGGAAUGAAGCGGGACCUCGACAUUCCCAGCGUGCUGCGGAGUUGUGACUGACGGAUGACCGCGGUCAUCUGCAGGGGAUCCACGGCGACAGGUACAGGCGCCACCGGCGGCGGAGCGUUCUGACAAAGGCACGGCGCAGCGCUUCAUCGGCAGCCGCAUCCAGAUCGGAUCGGAUCAGAUCGCGUCUCCCAGAAAAAAAACCAAAAAACCCCAACCUGUAACGACUGGUUCGAUCUGUUCCGUCACGCAUCAGCUCGGACCGCGGAGACUGUGCCUCUCGAGGCCGUUGUCUGAGCCACAGGUCAUCCAGGACACUCCGGGGAAACCCGGCGCUCCUGCGGACAGUUCAGCCGAGGACACGCGGGGUCUACAGUGAGCUGGUGGGCAUUUGCUUUUUUUUCGCGGAACAAGUCGCACAGAGGGACAUGUAUCUGACAUCGACCGCACACGCUCCAGACUGAUCGCGGCUCACCUUCCCCACCGGGCGAACCACAGAGAACGAGGCUGCCGAGGCGCACCGCUCCGACUUCGCGGCUCCGACACACACCGAUCAGAAUGGCGGGACCCGGCUGUUGGAAGUAUUACCUCUGGAUCUUUAUUCUCAUGUGCAGGUCGGCGCUGCCGUCGGCCAAGUCGCUGGAGACUAUCAUUUGGAGCUCGCAGAACCCCAAGUUUCUGGCCGGAAAAGGCCUGGUGAUUUACCCAGACAUUGGGGACAAGCUGGACAUCAUCUGUCCCAGGGCGGACCAAGGCAGAGAGUACGAGUUCUUCAAGCUGUACCUGGUGAAGAGGGAGCAGGCGGAGAGCUGCAGCACAGUCCUCGACCCCAAUGUCCUGGUCAACUGCAACAAGCCCGAGAAGGACAUCAAGUUCACCAUCAAAUUCCAGGAGUUCAGCCCCAACUACAUGGGCCUGGAGUUCAAGAAGAACGUGAACUACUACAUCACCUCGACCUCCAAUGGCACAGUCGAGGGCCUGGAGAACCGGGAGGGAGGCGUGUGCAAGAGCCGAGCCAUGAAAGUCAUCAUGAAAGUCGGACAAGUUCCGAACGCGGUAAACCCCGCGGCUCCGGAUGCUCCAGAAGACAACGCCAUCCCGGAGUCCAGUCCCAGUCCGCCUGACCAAGGUCGGAUUGGGCCCGAGAUGCCAGGGAGCUCUGACACCAUGAAUCAGGAGGAGGGUUCCUCGUCCAACUCGGACGGCAUCCUCGGCUCCCGAGUGGCCGUGUUCUCCGCCAUCGGGGCCGGCUGCAUCAUCUUCCUCCUGCUCAUCCUCCUCCUCGUCAUCCUGCUCAUCAAGAUGCGCAAGCGCGCCAGGAAGCACGCCCACUCUCAGCCCCGCCCGUCGGCGCUGUCGCUCAGCACGCUGUCCAACCCCAAGAUGCCCGGGGGCACGGCUGGCACCGAGCCCAGCGACAUCAUCAUUCCGCUGCGGACAGAGAACAACUACUGCCCUCACUAUGAGAAGGUGAGCGGCGACUAUGGCCACCCCGUCUACAUUGUCCAGGAGAUGCCCCCGCAGAGCCCCGCCAACAUCUACUACAAAGUCUGACGUGCGCCGCACAGCCCGCGACACAGCCAGGAGAGAGAAAGGAGGAGCGCUUGAUUUAUGUUCCUGGGAAGAACACCUUCCUUUGCAUUCUGGGGACUUGAUGCUUCUUCAAGCCCCUGUUAUUUCUACCACCUGCUGCACAAAUCUGGAGAGACACGCACUGACCAGUAACCAGCGGGGUUGUGAGCUGACUGUUGAGAGGUUUAUUCUGUUUGUUUGGGUUGUCUGAAAAUCCCCACCACCCCCCACCUCCUCCUUACCUCCUCCUCCCCAUCUCCCCCCCUACCCAAUGUCUACGUGUCCCUGCUGUGCGCCAACAGGGGGGCAGGGCUGGAGCAAACCAACAGAUGGAACUUUAGCUUCCUGGUUUGCUGUCCCCUUUAAUGGGCAGGAUAUAACUUAUCUGGGUUCCCUGAAGUACAGUCUGUGCUUCACCCAAUUAAACACACCACCAUAGCACACUAGCCAGGAACAGGCAGACACAGGCCCCGGACGCCACUCCGCCUGCAGUUUGUGUGCAAGCAUAAAAUGUGUGUGUGUGUGUGUGUGUGUUCGUGUGUGUGUGUGUGUGUGUGUGUGUGUUAGUCAGGGCUCCGUGCUGGACCAGGAAACUCUCCAGAUAGCUCAGGUAUCAGACACAGUGUGUGGAAUAAAGUGUUCCUCUCCCUUCGCACCUCUGAUGUUUGCCUUACUUACUAUUUUUGAUGGAGGAUUCUUUCGAACCCUGAGUCAGUUCACAAAGCAGUUGUAUUUUGUUAGACUUUUCCUACAAGUGCACAAUGUAUAGAGUUGAAUAGAUCACCGUCAUUACCCCAUCUGUACACCACCCACGUCAUCCAUUGCAUUCGUCCCCCCCCCCCCCCCCCCCCCCCCCCCCCCCCCCCCCCCAGAAGAAUCACCCUGACCCGGACUGUUGAUGUCGAGGCGUGUAUGAGUAGGUGUAUAAGUAUUUGUGUGUGUGUGUGUGUUCCCGGGAAUACUCCCUUCUCCACUGGUCUGAUGUGAGCUUUACCAUUACCCUGGUAUUUAUGACCUACUUGUAUGAAUCUGUGUCCUCUGGGACUGUGUGUUUGAGUGUGUUUGGACAUGUCUAGACCAGUCUAGUAUCCGGGCAGACUUAUUGGCUUAGGGGUAAAAUAGUAAGUUACUGUAUCAUGAGCUUCAAAAGCACGACAGACCGAACGCGCCGCCAGACAGACAUGCCCAAGAUCUUACAGAAUCCAUCUCGCGCUCGAGCUGUCUGAUCUGAUGGGCUUUCAGAUUUCUUUUUUUUUCUUCAAAAAGCAGGCAGGUUGAUAUUUGCUUGUCCGGGCUUCUGGUGCUACAGAGUAAGGAUCAAACAGUUAGUUGUGCGCCUGCCGCUCGGGCGAGGUGCACGUCGGUUGGCCUACAUUAGGUAGGUUGCCCCAUAUACGUACAGGUCGGACGGCGAGCUGUGGCUGAACACCGGGAUGCGUCAUUGUCAGAUGCCAAUUGGCAGAUGCCAUCUGUAGAUGAGUCGGUGGAGUGUGCAGUCAGCGGUGUCGCCAGCGUGUGACUAAUCUAUGUGCCAUCUCCGUGCCCACACUCACCAGCCAGGGAGGAGAGAGAGAGACAGAGAUAGAGAGGGGAUAAAGGAGAAAAUGUUCCUGUGACUUGGCGCUAACCUGAGAGGAAGAUGGCGGUGGGUGGGUGGGGUGGCUGGGGUGAGGGGGAGGGUGUAGUUUAGCAUUCAUUUUUUAUUUUCCCCCCAUCCUCUCACCAGUUGUGCUGUGAAUAAAAAUGCUGUGCAGAAUAUUCCACAGUCAAGGUGUUCAGCCGGCGAGGACACUGCAGCUCAGCUAUCACACAGCCCAGGGCAGCGGCACCGAGGCGGGAUUUACUGCGGCUGGAUGUGUGUGCACACUAAAGCCCCCCUUUAGGUGGGGUGGGGAGAGAGAGAGAGAGAGAGGUGGUGGGGGGUGGGGGGGGGCGGGGGUGGUAGGGGUUGAUUGAAUCUGUCUGUGUGAACAUGUAGCCGCUUGUAUGUGUGCUUAUUUCUGAUUAUAUUUGCAAUUUUUUCUUCUUCUUUGUGCGUGUAUGUGUGUGUGUGUGUGUGUGUGAGCGUGCGCGCGUGCGUGUGUGUGUGUGUGUGUGUGUGAAAGCGUCUGUGGUGUGGCAGCUGAACAGACUUGUGUUUGGGGGGACUGGAGGAAGGUGCUCCGAAACACCGUGGCUGCCAGAGUACGGCGCGCCGCAGUCCCAGUUAAUGAUGUGUGAGAGGAGAGGCGAGAGGAUAAGAACAGCUCCUCCUCAGUGCGCAGACACAAGCUCACGUUUGAUGGCCCGCGCACACACACACACACACACACACACACACACACACACACACACACACACACACACACACACACACACACGAACGCGCGCGCACAGACACACCGAGACUGACGGGUCCAGGUUUAUCUCCAGUCAAACGGUCGGACUGCCGGGUUGAAUGUUUAUUCACCGGCGGAGAAGACCCAUCAUCCGCUGCCACAAACUGUUGCCAUCCACAGAUGCACACUGCUGAGAUAAAAGGCCGCCCGGCUCGAAGACUCGGGGAAGACUCCAAUAGCUUUUGCGUGUCGUUAACCUUAGAGUUAACUGCCUAAGCAGCUGCUCGUGCUGUCGUGGUCCUGUGUUUUAACUCAGCAUGCAGCCCCUCCCUCGGCCCUCUGUGAAACACAUCCAGAUCAAAUAUUUUUGUUUCGGACCGAUGCGCAUCCGUUCGCCUAAAACCAGCCAAGGGAGUCAUUACCAGAUUACCACAAACCAUAUCUCAUUUUCAUCCAUUCUCGUGACCACUCAGUGUUGUUCAAAUUUGGGGGGAGAGAAGAAAAAAAUUCUCAUCAAUUGAGAGGAGAUAUCAGAGAAGUGUAAAUAUAUGGAUAGAGCCCAAUUUAAGAUGUAAUUUCACCUGAACACUGCUCAUAAUAAAAAAAUUUAAGAUUAGAUUUUUGUAAUGGAGGAUGUUUGUAAAUAGCUGUCUUUUUAAAGUGUGUUUUGUAAGAAUCCUUGCAAUUUCUGUCUCUGUUUGCAAUAUGUUUUUAUUUCAUCUUCUUCUUCUAGAGUUAAACUGAAUAUUGCAAGGGACACACAGGCUGUCUCUUUUUUUUUUUUUUUUUUUUUUUUGCAGUGUCCGGUAUUGUCAAAAAGUCUUUGUUACCACACGUGUUAAGAAAAAGAAAAAAAAAGAAGAACCCCCCCCCCCACACAAAACUGGGGCUCAGAGUUCUUACACCGUCGUCCAACAGGAUGGGAGUCUCUCGGAAACUGUUCGGGACCGGAGCUUUUGUCACCGAGCGAGCGGCUCUGAGGUGGAUACGUCGUGGGGAUGAUAGGGCCCCUUCCCUGUUGGAGACAGCACUUGACUCUGCGUAUGAAGACUGUGUUAUUCCACUGCCUUUGAGGUACCUUCACCUUCCACUCCAUCAUGAGAUGUAACAGGAAAGAAACAAACAUUUUUCUUUUUGCUUCCACAAUGAUUAAUCUUUCCUCCGUUUUAAUGAGUCUGUCGGGCCGGACGGAGAGAGACGUCGAGAGUGAGGGGGGGGGGGGAGAGGGAGGAAAAGGGAAAAGAAAAAGGAAAAGGGGCCACGCAUAUGAGAGUGUGACCGUGCUGCACUCGCCAAUAAAUCAUCCGGUUUACUCCGCUCAUUAUCUCCCAGGCGGUCCUUUGUUUUAAAGUUGCUCUCUCUCCUCCUCCGUCUCUCCCUCCGCCCCUCUCCUUUGUCAUCUCUCUUUUGCCUAAUUUAGCACGAGGAUGCCGGUCGCUCAUAAACCACGAGCCUCACUGUAGGUUGACUUUUUCUGCUGUUGUUCAAAGCCACAGUAUUAUUUUACAAUGUGCAUGUGUAAGCAAAACCUGUUGAAUUUGUUUCCCUUUGUUUGAAUCAUAACUGUCAAGUUUUGUUAUUUUAUUUCUCUCUCUUCAUUUUUCUUUUGUUUUUUAGUUUUUUUGCCAUUCACUUUUUUUUCCGCCGCUUCUCAGCGUAACCUAUUGGCACCAGCUACAAUGGAUAUAACGUUCCACCAGUUUGGAAACAUCCGCAUUAUUGAUAAAUAAAAUUUUUCCCAUGGAA